AAAGACGUACGCCUAUUGGAUAAUUGCGCGUCGCGUGUCGCAAAUCGCGCUGCUCUGCCAGAGCCAAAAGGCUCGCUCUUUCGAUUCGUCAACUGCUCGCUGUCCCUCCAUUGAAUUUCGUUCGUCGCCACGUUCUGUUCGUGGAAUAUUUCCACAAAUUCCCUACGCACGCGUCCAAUGGCGUCUCCGACAAAGUGUCGCUGAACGUAAUCCGAAAUUACGGUUCUUCAAAUUCGGUUUGACUGGUUCUCAGUGUCCGUGCUUCGCGAGAACGCAUUGUUUCGUUAUGGCUGAUGCGGGCCUAAGUCUAGAUGACAUAAUUAAAAAGUCAAAAUCGCUUGGAAUGAGAGGCAGAGGAGGGGUACAUAGGGGCAUCAGCAGAGGAGCACGAGCGAACGGUUCGGUGAGGGGACGUGGUCCGCAAGUGAUCACGGAUGCACGAUUUAAGAUAAUACAGAAGAAUCGGGAGAAGCUGACUGAUGCUAGAGAUAAGCUAGCUGAGAUAGCAAAGCAGAGCGAUGCACGGCUCAAGCUGGAUAAGCUUCGUGCGUCUCACUUGAAGAAGAUAGACACGCUCUCAGGAAUCUCACGUAAGACUGGUCGGAAUGGCAGACUCUCCCUGUCGACGAACAAAGUGCCACACUUGAUGCAGCAUGUGCUACCGCCGAAUAUACCGAACAAUUAUAUGUCUCCGCCGACAAGAGCAGUUGGGUACAGACCACCUCUUGCCGAACCACAUUACUUAGGAGAUAUGAGUAUGGAUUAUACUGAUGAUUAUCUGGCGGAUUCGCCUUCAUUGAGGAGGACUGUGAGCAACGAGUAUGCACCAACACCCCCACCUCCACCUCCUGUGUUUAGUAUUAAUCCGAUUUCUCCUUAUACCUGGGUAAAGUCCAGAAACACUAAUGUAACUAGGAUUCCAGCUCGAAAAUCUGAACUAGAGAAGGAACGAGAAAGGCAAAGAGAAUAUAAACUUGCUGCGCGUUCUGCGAUGAUGAAAACUGCUUCACCUCCUUAUAAAGAAGACUGGAGUUUUGGCACAAAGUCAAGAACAAUUGUAGCAGAAGACACAGCCGAUUCCAAGUACUACGAUUCCAGAAAUCUUCGAGAAGUAGGGGUUAAAUCGCGUCUCGAUUCUUCCGCGAAUAAGCCGAGAACAAUGGGCGUUUUGGCGCGGCCGAAGGCAAGUUCCAGUUCGUCGAUACAAUCAAACGGCUAUCGAAUUGUAGUAUCCAACUUACAAGCUAACGUCACGCAAGAAGAUAUCAAGGAAUUAUUCGAAGAUGUCGGGGAACUGCUUGUAUCGAGACUAGUACGUCCAGGUACAGCGGAAGUAAUUUAUAAAACACUGAAGGAUGCGACUAAGGCAGUUGAAACUUAUCAUAAUCGACAAUUAGAUGGUCAUCCAAUGAAAUGUCUUCUCGUUAAUCCACGACCAAAAAAUAAUCCAACUGGGCCAGCUGUCCGAUCUGUCACGGAGUCAAGACGUAGUAUCAGCUCGAGUUAUGUACAACCAAGUUUAGGAGCGGUGCAUCGCGCAUUAUUUGAUGAUUCUUAAUUGAACGUAUCCAUUUUGAUAUAAGUGAAUACAAUAUGAAGAAGGAAAUGUCUUGUAUGUAUGUAAUGGACAUUAUGCUGAUUAAUCUUAGGAAAGCGGACGACGAAAUGCGCACUCAAUGUGCGCAACUUCAAUUCCCAGCUGUAAUUGUAUUAAUAAACUUAUUAUCUUUAAUCUAUACGGUCUAUACGACCAAUAACACUGGAACGCUUUUGUGUGAUUUUUUUUAGAGAUAAAUGUCUCCUUAUAUUAUUUUAAUUGUAAUUUUAUUUUACUUUAAUAUACUUCACGAAUAAUGAAUUACAUCAAGUUUUUGAAAUAUUAGAGAUUGCAAACUAUCUUUCAAUGUUGAAGGAAAGUAAUAGAAAAAGUUCAAGCGUUCUAGUGUUAAAAUAUAGAGUCACUUACAUUAAAAAAAUAAUACGAUCGAGGAAUCGCGGAGAUAUCGGGUGCAAGCUGCUUCUUGUCAUUUAAUAUGUCCGAAUAAAAAGUGGUACUCAUUCA
Solenopsis invicta (red fire ant) is the source of this 2062-nucleotide messenger RNA. RefSeq lists its product as uncharacterized. Gene Ontology annotation, biological process: mRNA export from nucleus. The transcript is spliced from 7 exons. Gene Ontology annotation, cellular component: nucleus. Bases 287 to 1558 code for a protein of 423 amino acids. Gene Ontology annotation, molecular function: mRNA binding. The record is from RefSeq and is a predicted model, not a curated record. Lineage: Eukaryota; Metazoa; Arthropoda; Insecta; Hymenoptera; Formicidae.